This is a messenger RNA of Dictyostelium purpureum, 5808 nucleotides long. RefSeq lists its product as uncharacterized. Gene Ontology annotation, biological process: transmembrane transport; protein deneddylation. Bases 1 to 5808 code for a protein of 1935 amino acids. The transcript is spliced from 6 exons. The record is from RefSeq and is a predicted model, not a curated record. Gene Ontology annotation, cellular component: COP9 signalosome; membrane. Gene Ontology annotation, molecular function: serine-type endopeptidase activity; ATP hydrolysis activity; metallopeptidase activity. NCBI's taxonomy places the organism in Eukaryota, Evosea, Eumycetozoa, Dictyosteliales, Dictyosteliaceae.
AUGUCUCAACCAACUGCUGCAGACAAAAUUGUUUUAGAAAAAAGUAGCAAUACUUCUGGUUUAGAAGUCGAAUUACAUCCAUUGGUUUUAAUUAAUAUUAGUGAUCAUUUCACUCGUCAAAAAGUUGAAAACAAUUAUUCAAAUACUAGAGUUAUUGGUGUAAUUCUUGGUCUUCAAAAUGGUAGAAAUGUAGAAAUUUGUAACUCUUUUGAAUUAGUUAAUACAGAAGUUGAAAAGGUUUUGGUUUUAGAUACCGCAUAUUUAAAGAAAAAGUAUGAACAAUUCAAAAAAGUUUUCCCAAAUUACGAUUUAUUGGGUUGGUACUCCACAGGUUCUGAAGUUUCAAAAGAUGAUAUUUUACUUCACAAACAAAUUUUAGAGUUUAAUGAAAGUCCUCUAUAUUUAAUGUUAGAUACAGUUGCAUCAAAAAAUAAAGAUCUUCCAGUAUAUAUUUAUGAAUCAGAAUUACACAUGGUUGGUGACGAACCAACUACAAUUUUUGUUAAAACUCCAUUUAAAAUUCAAACUGGUGAAGCUGAAAGAAUUGGUGUUAAUCACAUUGCCAAAGUUACACCAUCAGGUAGCGAAGGUUCAGGUUUAACAACUCAUUUAUUAAGUAUGCACAAUGCAAUUUCAAUGUUGAAUAUCCGUGUUAAAGCCCUCAGCGAUUAUUUACAAGCAGUUAAAGAAAAGAGAUUACCAUAUGAACAUGGUAUUUUAAGAAAAGUUAAAUCAUUAUGUAAUCAAUUACCAACCAUUGAUACCCACGACUUUAAGAGAUCCUAUUUACAAGAGUACAAUGAUGUUUUAUUAGUUACAUAUCUUGCUUCAAUUACCAAAACCUCAGCUUCACUUAAUGAUACAAUCGAUAAAUAUUUAGUAUCACACGAAAAACAAGUUCACUUAGAAGGUCCAAUUAAAAAAUCAACCUAUCUUCAAUUAAAUGAAAUUUUAAAAACAAAACAUAAUGGUGAAAUUAUCCAUUAUAUUCCAGAUAAUAGUUAUUUAGUUUCAAUCGUCGAAGGAAAUAAUCACAACUCAAUUAAUGAAAUUAAAAAGAGUAUUCCAUCAGUACAAUGGACAAAGCCAUUAGAGCCAAGAUUAAAGCAAUCCCCUCUUUUUAAAUUAAUUACAAGUAAAUCAGAUAUCAUCCAAUUAAAAGUAUAUUACCAUGUAUCGAAAAAUGAAGAUUAUAACCAAAUUUCAAAUAAAUUACAACAGGAAUUAAAUAGUGCAGUUAAAAUUUCAUCCUCUUCAUCCAAUGUUUUAGUUUCAGAUAUAUUAAAAUCAACAGAUAAUAAUUCAAUAAUAAUUUUAUUAAAUUUAAAUAAUAUCAACAAUGAUCAUAUAGUCGAAAACAUUAUUUAUAAAUUAUCAACUCAAUCACUUGUUUAUUGGAUCGAACCAAUUUCUAAACAAACAAAGAAUCAUCCAAGUAAUAUAAAUUCACAUUAUUCAAUUCAAAAUGGUAAAGCUUCAGUUCAAUCAACUCCUCUUUGGGACUUGGGUUUAAAAGGUGAUGGCGAAAUCAUUGGUUGCGCUGAUACCGGUAUCGAUGUUGAUCAUUGUUUUUUUUAUGAUACUAAUCCAAUCGGUCCAAAUCAUAGAAAGGUUAUUUCAUACACACAAAUUGAUGGCGCAGGUGAUACAGGUGAUAGCCAAAAUGGUCAUGGUACCCAUAUCGUUGGUACAAUUUUAGGAUCUCUUCCAGAUGGUUCAGCUCAAGCAAUUGCUGGUUAUGUCGGUGGUUCACCAAAUUCAAAAGUUUCUUUCAUCGAUUUACAAGCAAGCGCUAAUGCUGACAGUGGUCUAUCUAUUCCAUCAAAUAUUACAAAAAUUUAUGAACAAACCUAUGGUACAAAUGCUAAAAUUCAUUGCGAUGCUUGGAACUCAAAUAUUGGCCCAUUUUAUACCUCAGUUACUUCAGCAAUCGAUCAAUUCCAAUAUGAACAUUUGGAUUUUCUUGUUAUUAGAUCAUCAGGUAAUAGUAACAAUUUUGGGUACUCUUCAGUAUAUUCCUUAUCUCAAGAAUCAACAUCUAAAAAUUCAUUAGUAGUUGGCAGUUAUAACCAACCAUCAUCAAUUUUUACAGCUUCUCUAGACUACUGGGAUUUCGAUUCAAUUUAUAAUAGUGUUUAUAACAAAGUUUGUAAUUUAGGUCAAUCAGUUUACGAUUUAUCUUGCAGUGAUUUACAAGCAAAUCCAGCAGAUAUUCAAACUGAAUGUUGUGGUGGUAGUGUAGCUUUACAACAAUUAUGUUGCAAAACUUAUCUUGCUACUCAAUACUCCACCAAUACAUCAAUUUAUGAAGAGUUUUAUCCAAGCGUUUUUAGUGGUAUUGGACCAACCUCUGAUGGUCGUUUAAAGCCAGAUCUUCUUGCACCAGGUUCUCCAGUAAUUUCAUCCCGUGCUUUUAAUCCAUCAACUCCAGAUCAUUGUGACCCAAUUUCUGGAACUAAUCCAUCACUUUUAGCCAUGGAAGGUUCCAGCCAGGCUGCUGCUGUUAUGACUGCUGCUGCUUCAUUAGUUCGUCAAUAUUAUAGAGAGGGAUAUUUUGUUAAUGGUGUUAAGGAUGAUGAAAAAGGUUUUGCCCCAUCUGCCGCAUUAGUUAAAGCAACUCUUAUUAAUACUGCCGAUUUUAUUUCAACAUCAAUUGACAAUAUUUAUGCACAAGGUUUUGGUAGUGUUUCACUCUCAAAGCUUUUUAAUCAAACUUCUAGCAGUACUGUUAAAACUUUUUUAAAUAUUCCAUCAUCAAUUAAUGGUACAGACCCAAUCAUUAACACCAAUGAUACUUUUUCAUAUUGUCUUACUCUCAGCGAACCAAGUGAUAUCGAUAUUACAUUAGUUUGGACCGAUCCACCAGCUUCACCAUUGUCAGCAAAAACCUUAGUUAAUAAUUUAGAUCUUGUUUUGUUACAAUUUAUAAACGGUGGUAAUGUUACUCAAUUAAAUGGUAAUGGAUUUGCAGAUUUAGAGUUUGAUGACAGCAAUAAUGUUGAAAUAAUUCGUAUUAAACAAGCUCCAGCUGGUCGUUAUGAUAUUAUUGUUGUUGGUGCAAAUAUUGUAGUUCCAGAUCAAACAUUCGCUCUUGUAAUUAGAACUACUGGUGAAAAAGGUAUGGAGGAAUCUUAUUGUUCAGAAUGUUUUUAUGAUCCAGAUAAUAAUCCAGAGCAAUUUUGUUUAAUUGAAAAUGGUGUUGGUACUCAAGUAUGUGGGGAAGAUAAUCUUUUAACCAAAUGUAAAAUAUAUGCAUGUGACACCGGCUAUGUAUACGAUAAUGGUAUUACAAAGAAAUGUAUUACAACAUUGGCAUUGACACUUUAUAAUAUAGUUUUAUUGGCUGUUUUUGGUAUUAUUAUUGUUACUGUUGUUAUCUUUAUUUUAUUAUGUUAUAAAUCAAAAUCAUUAGAUCAAGAAAAAUAUAGAAUGAUGAAAAAAGAUGACGACUUUAAUGGUGGUAAGAGUUUGGGUGGAAAAUCUUCAAGUGCAAACAGUGGCGAUUCAAAUAAAGAUGGAAAUACUAAGAAUGGUUCAAUUGAAUUGGGUCAAGUUGAUGAAGAUGGUAAUGGUCAAGGUAACAAUCAUACACCAGGUGGAUAUGAAGAUUCAUACGAACCACCAGUCUAUGAUGAAGAUGGUAGAUUAAUUUCAGGUCAAGAAAUCGAAAUUUCAAUUCUAGAGGUUAUUUCUUUAGGUAAACCAGAGUCACAUAUCCUUGGUGCUGCCUUGAUCUUAUCAUUUGUCGAUAUUGCUUUAGGUCUUGCUAUUCCGUUGGUUGCUGCUAAUAUUUUCGAUAUUCUCUAUUCAGACAGUGGCGAAAAGAUUUCAACAACCAUUCUUACAUUCGCUCUCAUUAUCAUUGGUAUGAUUGUUGUCCAAUUCUUAUAUGGUAUUCUUUUAGCUUUAGCAGGUCAUAAAAUCAUCGCUCGUUUACGUAAUGAAAUGUUCAAAAGUUUAAUGAAACAAGAUAUGGCAUUCUUCAAUGAAAGAAAGACUGGUGAAUUAAUGAGUCGUUUAGCAAGUGAUGUAUCUUCCGUUCGUUCAAUUAUUUCCGAUAGUAUUCCAAAUAUGAUUACUCAAAUUGCAACUAUUGGUGGUACUUUAAUUAUGUUAUUUAUUAUCUCAUGGAAGUUAUCUUUAGUAGUUUUAUGUCCAUUACCAAUUCUCUUGGUUUUCUCUAAAUUCUAUGGUGGUUAUAUCGAAGUUAUUUCAGUUAAAGUACAAGAUGCCUUAGCUGAUGCUGCUACCCAUGCCGCCGAAACUCUUUUUAAUAUGAAAACUGUUAGAUGGUUCUCAUCCGAAGAAAAAGAAGUAGCAAAGUUCUCAGUUUUAAUUAAUAUUUCUUAUAAAAUUGCAUUAAAAAUGACAAUUUGGAAUGGUAUUUAUAGUUCAACUUCUGGUAUUUUCGAACAGUUAUCAGUAUUUAUUUUAUUAUGGUAUGGAUCCUCAUUGGUUAGAAAUGGUGAUUUAACUCCAUCAAUGUUAAUUGCUUUCAAUCUAUUCUUACCAUUUAUCACAUCAGCAGUAACACACGUAGCAACAUUAUAUACAACUUAUAAAUCAUACAAAGGUUCAAGUUAUAGAUUUUUUGAAAUUAUGCAAAGAGUUCCAGAAAUUCAACAAGAGGGCGGUAUUCAAAGAAAUUCAGUUCAAGGUAUUGUUGAAUUUAAAAAUGUUGGUUUUACAUAUUCAUCAAACCCAAGCCAACCAAUUUUAGACAACGUUGACAUUCAAUUUAAUCCAGGUUCUAUUACAGCUUUAAUUGGUCCAUCUGGUGGUGGUAAAUCAACAAUGCUUUCAUUAAUUGGUAGAUUAUAUAAUAUUAGUGGUGGUGCAAUUACUUUGGAUGGCACAGAUAUUAAAGAAUUCAAUGUUGCAAAUCUUCAUCAGCAUAUCUCAAUUGUAAAUCAAGAGCCAUCUUUAUUCUCUGGUACUAUUGCCGAAAAUAUUAUGUAUGGUAAGGCAAAUGCUACUAGAGAUGAAGUUAUUACUGCAUGUAAACAAGCUAAUGCACACGACUUUAUUAUGGCAAUGCCCGAAAAAUACGAUACAUUAAUUGGAGAGAGAGGCACAUCACUCUCGGGUGGUCAAAAACAGCGUAUAGCUAUUGCUCGUACCAUUAUUAAAAACCCAACUGUAUUACUUUUAGAUGAAGCAACCUCAGAAUUAGAUGUAGAAAGUGAAAGACUUGUUCAAGAGGCUAUUGAUCGUUUGGUUGUAGGUCGUACUGUAAUUAUUGUAGCACAUCGUUUAACCACUAUUUUAACCGCUGAUAUUAUUGCUGUUGUAACUGAAGGUGGUAUUACUGAAAAGGGUACUCCAGAAGAAUUAUUAGCUAAAAAAGGCAUGUUUUAUGACUUUGUUCAAAUUCAAUACGGUAAACAAGGUGAAGAUAUUGAAAUUCAGUUACCAACUAGAGAUAAAUCGAAUAGAACAACAGAAAAAUUACGUCAACGUAGUGAAACCAUUAAACAAAUCGCUAAAGGAAAAAGAGAUUCAGUUAUGCCAUAUCCAAAAGGUAAAAAUAUUCAAGAUUAUGAAGAUGAUUAUGAAGAUGAUAGACCCUCUGGAAGUAGUCAACAUAGACCACCUUCAACACCAAUGUGGAGAAGAGGUAAAAAGGGUGAUGGUAAACAAAAUCAAAGCUUGUUAUUGGUCCGUAACUCAACUCAACAUAGAGGGGGCGGAUGGCAAAAAGGAAAUGUCGAUGAUAAACUUCAAAGAGUUUUGCAAAAAUCAAGAAAGAAGGGUUUCUACAAUAAUCAAGAGAACAAAGAUAUUAAAGCAGCUCUUGUAUUAUAUUAA